This is a messenger RNA of Rhopalosiphum maidis (corn leaf aphid), 2968 nucleotides long. RefSeq names its product sex peptide receptor (gene SPR). Lineage: Eukaryota; Metazoa; Arthropoda; Insecta; Hemiptera; Aphididae. Gene Ontology annotation, cellular component: membrane. Gene Ontology annotation, molecular function: G protein-coupled peptide receptor activity. The record is from RefSeq and is a predicted model, not a curated record. Gene Ontology annotation, biological process: G protein-coupled receptor signaling pathway. Bases 844 to 2055 code for a protein of 403 amino acids. The transcript is spliced from 7 exons.
ACCAACGGUUCUUCUCGCGUCUCCGCCGUACGAUACGAGAGACAGAAAAAAAUAAUACCUACGCCUAAAAACAAAACAUUUUUUUUCUCGUUCCACUGAACACAAAAAUAAAAAUCCAAGAAAAAUUUUCAUUUAUUUUCUACCGUUUCCAAAUUUUCUCCGGAUAAAAAUCCCGACUUGUCCGAUUUUCGGUCACUCCCACGCCGUUUCCGUCGGUUAGCUGCAGUUGUACGCGGUCAAAAAAUAAUUUCACCGCAAUAUUCACGUAGUCCCUCGUACGUUUCUUGCUUAUUUCCCGGUCAUCGCCUUCGCCCACCCCCCUCAAAAACCCCGAAAACAGUCGAACAGGACUACCGCACAUUAUCAGAGAUCGGAGGACUCCACUUCCACUGUCCACACGAGAUUUAAGCGAAGUUAAUGAAUACUUAAGAACUGUCUGGCCGACCGGAUCAAUCGCAUUUGAACGCCGCCGCCGGACGCCGCGACACGCCGGACGUUAGUUUUUCGACCGGCGCCCAUCGGAGGAGAUCGCGCAAGGUCGAACGCCGUCGUCGCUUGCGGCCGACGCGCCAACGCCGCCGCGGCUUCACUCGUCGCACGCUAUUAUCGUCAUCGGCACACCAUCACUCGCGCGCCGGCAGCACACGGUGCAGUUGGGAUAAUACGCAUCACCGCCGCGAUGACGACGACCGCCGCCGUCACUGCGGACGUCCGGUCGUAAUAGAGGAGGCGAUAUCCGGUAUAUUACACCUGCCCGCCCCCCAGCGGAAGUGGUGCGGCGGCCGAGAAGACACCGGAAGCAGCGGGUACCGGCAGCAGCCCAUCGUAACAUAGUGACGGGCGAUGGCGUGGACGAUGGACGAGGAAAACUACACGGCCGUGGUGCCCACGUACCUGUCGGGCGUGUUCGACUUCAACGGCACGGCGGACGGCGACGGCAACGAAACGGACGUCGGCGGCUACCUGAACGUGACCACCGAGAUGCCGGUCCGGUACGCCCGGCCCAUGUACGGUUACGUCAUGCCGUUCCUGUUGCUGGUCACCAUCGUGGCCAACACGCUGAUCGUGGUCGUGCUGUCCAAGCGGCACAUGCGCACGCCCACCAACGUGGUGCUCAUGUCCAUGGCCCUGUCCGACAUGUUCACGCUGCUGUUCCCGGCCCCGUGGCUGUUCUACAUGUACACGCUGGGCAACCACUACAAGCCGCUGUCGCCGGUCGAGUCGUGCUACGCGUGGUACGCCAUGAACGAGGUCAUACCCACCAUGUUCCACACCGCUUCCAUCUGGCUCACGCUCGCCCUGGCCGUUCAGAGGUACAUAUACGUGUGUCAUGCACCGGUGGCGAGGACAUGGUGUACAAUGCCGCGAGUCCUCAAGUGCGUCGCCUGGAUAUCAGUAAUGGCAUCAUUACAUCAAUCGACCAGAUUUGUUGACAGAACUUACGAACCAGUCAAGAUAUCAUGGAGAGGACAAGACUCGGUCGUCGUGUGCAGGAUGAAGCACGCAUAUUGGGUUGAACAUUGGGUCACACUAGACGUAUACUUCACACUGUACUAUGCGUUCCGUGUGAUCUUCGUGCACACCGGCCCAUGCAUAUCUCUCGUCGUGUUAAAUCUUUUACUGUUCAGAGCUAUGAGAGAUGCACAAUUAAAAAGAGACAAAUUAUUCAAAGAGAACAGGAAGAACGAAUGCAAACGUCUUAGAGAUUCUAAUUGCACAACAUUGAUGCUCAUUGUCGUUGUGACGGUUUUCUUAAUGACUGAAAUUCCAUUGGCUGUAGUGACGGUGCUGCACAUAAUAUCGAGCAGCAUCAAAGAAAUACUCGACUAUUCGGUGGCCAACCUAUUGGUGUUGUUCACCAAUUUCUUCAUAAUCGUCAGCUACCCGAUCAACUUCGCUAUCUAUUGCGGCAUGUCCAGGCAGUUCCGGGAAACGUUCAAAGAGCUGUUCAUCAGAGGCUCGGUGCAGAUAAACCGUAAACACGGGGCCGGCGGCAGCUCCCGUUACUCGUUGGUCAACGGACCCAGGACGUGUACCAACGAAUCGCUUUUGUAAAUUCAUUGCGAACGCAUAUUAUUAUAAUAAUAUAAUCUGAUGUUAUCGUGUGCGCACGCGCACAAGCCAAUUUAAAAACCACUCGUCGGACAAUUAUUAUAUUAAUACCCUAAUCGUAUACAUAAUAACGAUAACCGGUCAAAAUAUAGGUAUCCAUACAAAAAAAAAAACCCCCAAAAAAACCAAAUACCCACUUACAGUCGUUGUACACAUAAUAUUAAUAUAUUAUACACAAUAAUAUUACCUAUUAUACCAUUAGUGCGGAAUGAAUUUGGGAGGGCAUAUAAGAGAAGGUAAUUCCUGCAGCAUUACAGCACAGUUCGUACCUACUACACAGUAUACGACAUAUAUAGUAAUGAAAGUUUUCGAAAUCAAAUGGUUGAUACGCACAAACCUUAUAAUCAGAAUUUUUGAACGUACAAAAAAGUUCCAUUUCCAACAGUAUACGUAGAAAUGAAAUGUCGAUAUCGCUCAGGCGCAGAUCCGAGGGGGCGAAGGGGUCAUGCCCCCCUCCCCCCGUAGACUCUGCCACACAGGUAAAGUCUAAUAUGUCUGUUUUUGGCAGUCGAUAAAAUACGAUACGUACAUAGUAUUGCUCCCCCUCCCCCGUAAAUAUAAUCUAGAUCCGCACCUGAUAUCGCUUGAACUACCAGUGCACCAUACGAUGUGCGUGCAAUAUUAUUUUGAUCUUUUUAAUUGUGUAUUAAUUCAUUUGGUCCAAGAGUUUUGUCCUAAACUCAGUUAAUCGCUUCGAAAACUGCACCUAUAAAAAUACGUUUUAAUAAUAAAUUAAUUUUAAAUUUGAAUCAAUUCAUUGAUUCUUUAAACGAGUACUUAUGUAAUCAAUUUAUUUUUCAAGCUACCGAUAAUGCAAUGAUUACGUUUAUUUUGUUUUUUUUUCGUUUUAUUACAA